This is a messenger RNA of Homarus americanus (American lobster), 3508 nucleotides long. RefSeq lists its product as uncharacterized. The record is from RefSeq and is a predicted model, not a curated record. NCBI's taxonomy places the organism in Eukaryota, Metazoa, Arthropoda, Malacostraca, Decapoda, Nephropidae. Gene Ontology annotation, cellular component: membrane.
UCCGACUGUUUGAGUCAGUUCCCUGUGUGUGGUUGUGCAGUGAGGGUGGGGACGCUCCUUGGUGAUUUUUAAUUCAGUUAUCUUUUUUUUCAUAAACGUUCGAUUGAAAAUAAUAAUGCCUUGUUCGGCCAUAACGCUUUCCUUAGCGACGAUAUGUGCCGUAGUGUCGGUGGCGCUGCUCGCCAUCGCCUUCGGCACAGAUAACUGGCAGUACAUCAACGUGGACCGCAUUGAUAUUGAGAAAUCACUCUCGCUGUCGGACAUCACCCCACAGGAGUUUGAGGACAGUGGCUUCUACAGGACACGCACCAAGGGGCUCUUCCGCAUCUGCUACCCGGAGACAAAACCCAAGGGAGUGGAUUUGUAUCUGUCACCGGUGGAAACUUACUGUGAGAACAUCGACUACCAUAUCUUCAAUGAGGACAGUGACACUUCCCAGUUUACCGAGGACGAGAUGGUCAGACUCCACAUGGCCAGGUCGAUGAUCGCGCUCUUCAUCGUUUCCUUUUUCUUCGUGUUCGUGGCCUUCUGGACUGGCGUGGCCGGGUGCUGGCGACGAUCUCCUGGUAACAUCGCCUCUACAGCUAUCCUCAUGCUUCUCGCCUGUUUGUUCUCAGCUGGUGGCAUGGGACUCUGGCACGGCGUGGAAUACUAUGAGGAAGAAAAACUCAAGACCGAGCCCUGGAAAGCAUCUUGGGAUAAGCUGCUGAGUGACAACACUGGCGUCGUGUAUGACUGGUCCUACUUCAUCGCUCUGAUUGGUGUUGGCUGGACACUCAUCUCAGCCCUGCUGUUCUCGGCGCUGUCUGUGUGCCUGCGUAGCGAGAGGGAACGUGAGGAUGCUAAGAACAUGGCCUACCUCAUGCCUGUAUACUCUCAGAAGCCUCAGUAUCCCUCAUAUGGCUAUGGUUACCCAGGACCCUACCAUUAUGGCUCCCAGUAUGGCCCAUACAACUACUAGAUGACCCUAUCAUGCCUGUGGAUCCCAAUUCGGUCCAUAGAACUACCUGACUACUAACAUCAUAGCCAAGGCCAUACCACUAUGAGUUUAUAACUAUGGAUCACUACCAUCAUAGUCAGGGCUAUACCAUCAUGGUAUGGUCCAUGUAACUACAGUAUCAUACAAGUACCAUCAUAGCCAGGGCCACAUCACUAUGGAUUCCAGUACAGUAUUGUUUAUGGAACUACUGGACAACCAUUAUCUUGAUCAAGGUCCUGUCACUGUGAGUCCAAGCCAGGCCCAUCAGGUUAGUGGACAGCUGCCAUUGUCUGGUACUGUCUCACUACACUCCAGUCUGAGACCUGCAACUGAUGGACGAUUAUUUUGGUAUUCAACAUAAACCAAGUUACUAUUUCCAAGAAACUACCAAAGUUGCAUCACUCUGAACUUCAGUCUGGGUUAUGUAACAGCAUGAAUACCACCAUAACUCCACUACAUAAUUAUGCAAUUGGAUAUAAUAUGAACAUAAGACAGGCACCCAGUAAUUUAUAGUGUCUGCAAUUUAAGUACAAUUUCGAAGAACUCUUCUUUAUAACAUCAAUUCUUCCAUAAGUAAUAUGAAAGAUGGCAUGUUAAUCUAAGUUUUAGUUUGUGAAACUUAAAUGUUUUUAUCGAAAUUAUUUAUUUAUAAACACAUGAGUGUGUUUGAGAUGCCUUAUGAAUUAAGGUCUCCGAGCUUCAAUGUAAUUUAACAAGGAAGAUAAUGAUAUCUUUUAAAUGUUGAUUGUUUCAGCUCAUUAUACAUGUAUGUGAAAAUACUUUUUAAUCUUCAGUCAUACUCAAGAUAAAGUGACAACUGUAUGAAGUAAAACAAAUGAGUGUUUUACCCAAAAUAAGAAAUAAUGGUAAAGUUUGAAUGAAAUAUAGUAUUACCUGUCAUCAUGGUGGUAAAAAAGACAGGACAACAUGAGAGUAACUUUUGAGGGUGACUGUAGACUUUAAAUAAUAUUGUCACUUUGUAAAUACUGCAGCAUCCUCCACACUAGUUCAUGAUCGAGUGUCAAUGUCCUGUCAGUAACUAACUAAUUAAUAUGUUUCCCAGAAUAAAUUAUCCAAAUUUUCUGUUUACUGUAUUGUCAGUACAGUAUGUGUUUAAUACUUGGGAAAUUCAUUUGAUAUAUAGUCAUGAACAAAUAUUCCUUUACACUCCUGUUUGAAACUGAACCAAAGUCAAAAGAGGUCCUACAGCCUCUCAGAUGGGUAGACAAACAAUUCCGACUUGUUUCGACAGUUCAGUCCCUCAGGGUGGGUAAAGGAAAUUUUGUUCACGGCUGUACAAGUUUGUCGCCGCAUUAGGCUAAACAUACGCAGUUGUCAUAUAUUGCUCUCUUAAGAACCCCUUUGUUAGUUUUUUACAAUAACUUGCUGAGUUGUCAUAGCUUGUUUUGUUGAAUGAGGUUGGCUACUCAGUCUGAAUCAGAAAUUUUAUUCCAACAGUCUUUAGUUUUAUAAUGUUUACUGUGUAAUAUUUUCCUCAUAUACAGUAUGUUGUUUAUAUUUCCAGUUAAAUGAUAGAAAUUAAGAUAUAUCGCUCAAUUAAUCCUUGAAAUUUUACUUUAUACAUUUUUGUAAUUAUAUAUUUUUUUUUAUAUGUAAACUGUGAAUGAGUUAUAAUGUGAAAAUCAUUCUCCUGUACACUGGUUGUAUGUUUAAUAGAUUCUGGCUUGUAUAUAUUGCAUCACUUUUAGAGGUAGCUCAAUCCCUAUUUAUUAGGUCUACUCUACUAACCUAGACAAUAUGCAAAUACUGUACUGUACUUUUUUUAUACGAUGAUUAUAAGAAUGUUUAAGAAUGUUCAUACUUGUGUGUGUUUAUAAGACAAUUCUGUGAAAACAAUGGAAUGAUGAUAUUUAUUCCAGUCAUUUGUGAACAUAGUGAAUCUUUUUUUAUGUUUUGUAAUAUUUUCUCAGUGAUGGAACUUCACACCUUCACAAACAGCACCUCCACUGUUGGUAUGUGUGUUCAUGACAAAACAACUUCUAGGAGCUGAAGUAAGAGAAGUCUAUAUGAAGGAAUAAAUAUCUAAAGCAGUAGAGUUGUUUAACAAAAUUUUAGUUAUCUCUAUGUAGCUAUAAUUAACUACUUAAAUAAGGUUGUUGAACUUAAAUGUUGUGAUGUACAUUUUAUAGUUUCCAAGUUAUAUGUACAGCACCUAGAACUCUGAAGGUGUGUUUGUGUGGCUGUGAAAACCAAAUACCUGUAAAACCAGUCAAAGAUGGAAUACUCUGGGUAGACCUCCAUUUGCUUAUCCAAAUGUUCAUGAUUUUAUAUGUUAGCCUCAGACAUCGUUUAGAUUUCAUUAUGAUAAUUUAUUUAUUUUUCUUGUCCUGAUUAGACGUGAAUGCCAUUAUAUGUUAUUUUAACUACAAGUUGUCGUGUGAAAUAUUUUUCUCUGCAGAACAUAACUCAGUACAGUAUAUACGGUAGUUCAUAUCAUGGUUCGUGUGUCAUCCUGAGGAAAUAUUGGAAAUGUCCAUGUACACACAUGCAAUAUAAUUUUUUUGUAUA